Stylophora pistillata is the source of this 318-nucleotide messenger RNA. RefSeq names its product intraflagellar transport protein 43 homolog A-like. NCBI's taxonomy places the organism in Eukaryota, Metazoa, Cnidaria, Anthozoa, Scleractinia, Pocilloporidae. The record is from RefSeq and is a predicted model, not a curated record. Gene Ontology annotation, cellular component: cilium; intraciliary transport particle A. Gene Ontology annotation, biological process: intraciliary retrograde transport.
UAUCUCGAAAAUCUGAUUUCUUUUAUUUGCCUUCAUAGUGUGCAAGUGAACAGAGUGGCUACCUACAAAGAACUGGAUAGUUAUUUUCAGAAACAAUCAGCACUCUUCAACGUUAACUUACUGGAUGGCGAGAUCGACCUCAAACUUCUCACGAACGUUUUGUCACCAGAAACGGAGGUAUUUGAGGAAGACAAACGGUGGGACUGGGACCGACUCUUCACUGAAGUUGCGUCUGAGCUGCAAAGUGAGUGGAACACCGACAAAGAAACCGAGGAAGUUGAGGAAACCUAGAAUAAAAUAACGUACUAUAAUGAUAAA